GCAAGUUGGGGUAAGGCAGUGGCAUCAGGAGCUCCACAGUUGUGGGCUUUACAGGGGAACCUGGGGGCAAAAGUGAGGUCUGGGUUCUGGACUAGAGAAAGAACUCUGUGAGUGUGCAGCUAGAAAGAACUAUGCAAGAGCUGUGAGGGAAGGGAGACUUGGGCAACACUUGUGGCGCUGCAGAAAGUCUCUCCAAGUCAUGCCCCGUAGUCAGACUCCUGGAGCUACUAGAGGUUAUCUCAGCGCAGAAAGAAUGUAACAUCACUUACAGUCUAUAUUUAGCCCCACAUUUUUUGUCCACCGAAGAGAAGUUACUAAGGCAAAAUGGUGAAUUUAACCUCAAGAAGAAAAUUAAGGAUGAUCCCACACACCAUUGCUACCGAUUUAGCCUGACCCGAGAAAUCUAUUGAUGCCUUUGGUAGUAGGAGGCAUGCCUUAUGUAGAUCGGCAGAACCGGACCUGCGGGUUUCUGGAUAUUGAGGAUGAAGGCAGUGGGCGCUUUCUACGAAGAUAUUUUAUCCUGGACACUCAGGCGAAUUACCUUUUGUGGUACAUGGAUAAUCCUCAGAACCUGCCCAAUGGAACAGGAGCAGUUGGAUGUCUGAAGCUGACAUACAUAUCUAAGGUUGACAUAGCAACUGUGAAGCAAAAGGCGAAGGCGAAAUUCUGCUUUGUUAUAAAGGCGCUGUCCCAACGAUAUUUCCUACAAGCCAGUGACCAAAAUGACCUACUGGGAUGGGUUGAGGCCUUAAAUUCAGCAAGCAAAAUUACUGUUCCCAGACCUACUCCUGCUACGGCGCCUGAAGUAGGAUCAGCUGCCUCUGGAUCUGCUGCCUCCGGAUCCGCUGCCUCUGGGGAGAGAAGGUCUCAGAUAGCCUAUAGGACAGAGAUUAUUGGGGGUGUUGUUGUGCAAACGGCUAUUAACCAGAAUGGAGGGGAGAGCCAUGAGGUGACUCCUUCUGAACUCCCAAGUCAUUCCGCCCUUCGGCGCACCCAAAGCCAAUAUCCGGUGUCAUUGCACAAAAGCCAGCCCUCCCGUUCUUUUCUGAAGAGUGGCUACUGCGUCAAACAGGGAAACGUGAGGAAAAACUGGAAAAGAAGAUUCUUUGUUUUGGAUGUAUUCUCUAUUAGCUACUUCAAAUCUAGUUCGGAUCGAGAGCCUCUGCGACGUAUACUACUACGGGAGAUUCUGAAGACCCAUGAGUGCCUGGUGAAGUCUGGGGAUUUGUUGCUGAGAGAUAACUUGUUUGAAAUCAUUACUGCCCCAAGGACAUUCUACAUUCAGGCCGACAGCCCCCAGGAGAUGCACAGCUGGAUAAAGGCAAUUAAUGCAGCAGUACAGACAUUGCGGAUGCGUUACAGAGAGACUUGUUUCGGGAGGACCAUGUCUCUGAACCGCUCUUGCAUUCCCGGGCCCUCCUCUGAAUCCUGCAGCGAGGAUAAGCGCCCCCUAGGAAAGUCUUCUUCUGUGAAGUCAUCAUGGCAGCCCUGGACACCGGUCCCCAAGUGUGACACGGAGGCUCAGUUGGCCUUGGCGAGUACGGAGGAAAGUGGUGAGAGCGGAGGAAGAAUGCGGCACUCCUCUGAGCCUCAGUGGUCAAGGGAGAAACAGUUACUCUACAGUCUGGACAAUAUGAGCCUCCGGACAUCUGAUGUGUGACCAGCCGCUCUCUCACGUACUAAACUGCAUUUGGGGCAACCAUUGCCCUGGGUUUUAUCACAUAUGAUGGAGAGCUGAAAGUACAAAGAGUCCAGAAAGCUUAGUUUUGUACCACUCAUUGACCUCUUGCUUGUAUGAGGAGUAUCUAAAGGGAAAGAGGAAACAAAAGAAUGCUGCAUUGUGGGAAAAAUAUGGCAGAUUGUACCAAUGUUGCACUUUGCUCUUUGCUUGGUCUUCUAUAAUGAUCUUCCGAGACUGCAACCCUUCAGCUCUUGGUAAAGUACUGGGAGCAAGGGGAGCGGGGCCAAAGGCCAGUCAGCCCUACUUUCUAUAGGUAAUGGGGCCCCACAAGGUUUUGCCCCAGGCCACACCACUAGUAAAGAUGAUCCUGUUGAUUCCUAUGAAACGUUAAUGUGAAAUAACAAUCCAGAGACUGUUAUAAGUAAGGACUGUGCUUCAUGUAACUUGGCCUUUAUUCCUGAAAUAAUGCAAAUGUAAAUACACUUUAUGCUGUUUUAAGAUUUGGGAUAUGGACUUCAAGUCUGUUUAAUAUAAAUGAAGCAGAUAUUAAAUGUCUGCUUUUAUUAAAAA
Molecule: messenger RNA, 2251 nt
Organism: Xenopus tropicalis (tropical clawed frog)
Lineage: Eukaryota; Metazoa; Chordata; Amphibia; Anura; Pipidae
Gene: plekha2
Product: pleckstrin homology domain containing A2
Exons: 12
Coding region: 431-1660 (409 amino acids)
Cellular component (GO): nucleus; plasma membrane; cytoplasm
Source: RefSeq, marked provisional